UUAACAUCCAGUCUACCCGGCCGACGGAGGACCCAGCCCACGUCGGCCGAGUAGGCUGGGUCCUUCGAAGGAUGCAGACCCUGAAUUGAGACUCAGUUUAAUUCUUCAGUCACCACUAGGCGUCACUGACGCUUCUAUGGGCUCGAGUUUCAAAACAGAUCAUGGAAAGGUGCCCUCUCAUUUGCUCAACGCAGAAUGACGACAUGAACAUUCCACCAAUCAGACAACGAGUGACGCCGCGUAGAUUUGAAAGCAGCGAUGGCGGCUGUUCGGUCAACCGGUGACUCGGUUCUGCUGGAGCCGUGUGGAGAUUCUGAUCCGGACCUAGAGGAGGCAGCCGGGAUGGUCCUCUUCCUGUCGGACAGUCGCCGUGUGCAGAAGGUUUUGUGGCGCCAGCUGUUUGUUCUGGACUCUAUGAUGUCCUUGCUGGAAGGUCUGGAGUGCGUCCAGCAGCUGAUGGCUCAGCCCUGUCCCUCACUGCCAGAGGGUGUGGCACGGCGCAGGUGGAAGGCUCUAAAGGGGGAGGACAGGUCGGAGUUGGAGGAGACAGAGAUGUUGCUCAGAUGUCUGCAGGACCAAGCCCACAACAUCCACGACAGAAAACAGAAACUCGCACAUCUGGUUCAACAGCUGCACGGCAGGAAGCAGCAAUGCGAGCAGCACGAGACGUUGCUGCAUAAGGCCCAGAAGGCACUUUUGUCAUGUGACCAGCAGCUGAAGCAGCUGAAGAAGGAGGCGGGGGCAGUGAUCAGUCAGCUGAUCACCUGGCAGUCCCUCAGAGACGAGCUGCAGGGUUGUGUUGCUGCUAUGCUGGACUUCAUGCAGAUUAACCUACUCGCCUUCAACCAAUCAGAGCUCUCUGUGGAGAUUAGGCCACGCCUCUGCUCUAUUCUGUCAUCCAAUAAGCUCGAGUCACUGAAGCUUUCAGUCACCUGGGACCACGCUGACCAGUUCAGACUGCAGGUGGAUGAAGGGACGGUCGGCCUGGUGGAGGGCUGCUUGUCGGGCCGGUGGGCCGAGUUCAGCACUACCCUGCUGGAGGUCAUACAGUGCUACGUCUGUCAGGCUGAGCUGCUGUCUGAGGUCCAGGCCCUGAGGUCCAGCUUUGCCAUCGACUGGCGUCCCUCCCAACGUCUGCUGGUCUACCUGAAGACCUCGUCACUGGUGUGUCACCUAAAGGUGGAGGAGGGGUACCCACACAGCGGGCGAGCCCAGCUGCUGUCAGUACGACGUGAUGGGCAGCCGGUGGACACGUCAGAACUCAAGCCUCGUAAAGCUGACCUCAGUCUGACCGAAUGGUUGGUUUUCCUCUGCAGCAGUCCGCUCAUCUGAUGACUCAGCGUCCCUCAUCCUUCACGUUUAAUAUAUCUGUAUUAUUCACAUUUACCUGGUCUUUAACCCGUUUAUCUUUAUUUCUUUAUUUCUUCCUUUUUCUAAAUAUUUAGAAGCAGCCAUCUUUUGCUUUUGUAUUAAAACACUUGAUGACAGUGAAAAAGCUGUUUAUUCACAUGAAUGAAGUUUUAUCAUUUCCACAAAAAUGUAUUUUACUUAUAAUUAAAAAUAUAUACUUUAGUGUGAUGUAAUCAGUUCUAAAGAAACUUGGGAAAAAUCUGAACAAUUCAAUUAGAAUCUGACACCAGGAUAAAAAUAAAUGUUUUUAUGCUUUUAUUGUGGGAACAUGAAGCUAGUUAUUUUGGCAAUCAUUUAAAACGAAGACAUAAUAAAAGUUUAUAAAAUGGA
Molecule: messenger RNA, 1740 nt
Organism: Nothobranchius furzeri (turquoise killifish)
Lineage: Eukaryota; Metazoa; Chordata; Actinopteri; Cyprinodontiformes; Nothobranchiidae
Source: RefSeq, a predicted model, not a curated record